AUGUCCGCUGAUAUUCCUGAGGAGUCCGACCCUACCAAGGAGGGGUCUGUCAUUCCGGUAGAGGACAUUGAUGCGUCGGGGGAAGACCUCACGAUUCCAGAGGGGACGUCUGAAAUUUCGGAGUCAGAAAAUUCGCAAGAAGACUACUACGAUCUGGAACACGACGAGUUUGAUGAUUGGGAAGAGGUUGACACAGACGAGUUUGAGGCGGAUGAUGAGUUUGCUACUGAGGAGGAAAGGACCGAUUUUUUAGAGGAGUCUGAAUCUCCGGUGGCAUCCCCGAAAGAUUUGGAAGGGAGCGAAACGACGGACAGGAUGCAUGUUACCUCACACGAUCUCACAGGUGACACAAACGGGAACACUGCUUCCCUACAGAAGAAGUCCUACUUUGGCUCUAUUGCUAAUGCUCUUCGUGCUUCAUACGCGGGAGGACGCCCCGACGACAGGCGCAAGAAUAAGAAAGAUCGCGUGAACCCUAAGCAAACGAAGCCUACCAAGCCCAGGGUCAAGCGCACAAAGCCGAGACCCGGUCGCAAGCCAAAGAAGCCGCGCACUCGCACUCCCCCGCGUAGGAGGCCGCGCAACCCUAAGAAGCCACGCACUCGCACUCCCCCGCGUAAGAAGCCGCGCAACCCCAAGAAACCACGCACUCGCACUCCCCCGCGUAAGAGACCCCGCAACCCCAAGAAGCCACGCACUCGCACUCCCCCGCGUAAGAAGCCGCGCAACCCCAAGAAACCACGCACUCGCACUCCCCCGCGUAAGAGACCCCGAAACCCCAAGAAACCACGCACUCGCACUCCCCCGCGUAAGAAGCCGCGCAACCCCAAGAAGCCACGCACUCGCACUCCCCCGCGUAAGAGACCCCGAAACCCUAAGAAGCCACGCACUCGCACUCCCCCGCGUAAGAAGCCGCGCAACCCCAAGAAACCACGCACUCGCACUCCCCCGCGUAAGAAGCCGCGCAACCCCAAGAAGCCACGCACUCGCACUCCCCCGCGUAAGAGGCCGCGCAACCCCAAGAAACCACGCACUCGCACUCCCCCGCGUAAGAGGCCGCGCAAUCCAACGAAGCCGCGCACUCGCGGCCCCCCGCGUAAGAGGCCCCGCAAGCCAAAGAAGCCCCGCUCCGGCGGUCGCAACCCCAGGUCCAAGCCUUCGAGGCCUCCGACCUAUACAUUUUCUGGUCAAUCAGAAACGUCAGGAGCCCCCCCUGGGAUGCCAUCCGAGUGCUCUUGCGCUCAGGUCCCCAGCCCCUCAAGCACGUGUUACACGAUGACAGACUUAGACACAAAAGCUUGCAGAUCGCGUAAAUGCGAGCCGAAGUAUGAGUGUGUAACGAGCGAAGCCUCGAGACAGGUCGUGCAGGCACUGAACGACACGGACGGCCAGCUGAACGUGGCGCAGAGCACGCGACAGGAAGCUUCGACGCUUUGCCGACUCAAGAAGAUCAGUACCCGGUUGGUGCACGAUCGCUUGAAGGCAGGUUUCUGCCAUGAAGAGAAGGUGGAUUCCUGGGCGUACUCCCCGUACACAACGGCCUAG
This is a messenger RNA of Chondrus crispus (carragheen), 1545 nucleotides long. RefSeq lists its product as hypothetical. The transcript has a single exon. NCBI's taxonomy places the organism in Eukaryota, Rhodophyta, Florideophyceae, Gigartinales, Gigartinaceae. The record is from RefSeq and is a predicted model, not a curated record. Bases 1 to 1545 code for a protein of 514 amino acids.